AUGACGAAAAAUGAUGAGACUAUCAAAUCUUCAAGUGAAUUUGGUCAGCAUUGCGAGACCCUCCAGUCAGAGGUCCGAUUCGUUCUUGAAAAGUACACCAAUUUUAUCAAGUCUUACUUUGUCAAAGAUACAUUGUCUGAAGUAGAUAAAAACCUUGAGCACAUGCUUACUGGCUUGAGUACAAGUUGGGAUGAGAUGGAAAUGCUUGUAUCUAGUUUAUCUAAAUACUGGCAUGAGAAGAAACCAAGAAAACUAGAACCAGUCAGUAAUACAAUCAAAAUUUGGAACCUGAAUAAUCUUCCGGUAGAUAUACACAGAGAAUUGAGUGAGUACUUGACACCACAAGAAAACCAAAUAGUUGGUCAAACUUGCCAGUCAUUGCAACAAGUUUAUCGGACAUUGGCAUGGAAUAAUUGUAUCUUGGUAAGCGAGGUGCGCGAUAUUUAUGUAGUGCCUAAACUCGACAUAAGGGUAUCAAUGGGUAGGAUUUUUGUGAGCUGUGUUGUGAAUGAGCUGAACCAGUUGCCUGCAACUGUAGAAUGUGUUGUUUUGAAGGUGGUGAACAGCAAGUAUGAUGAUUUUAAUGAUUCUGAUUUUGAUGAAAUUGAGAAUGAAAACGAAGAUGAUGAUGAAGUUGAAGAAGAAAAUGAAGUUGAAGUUGAAGUUGAAGUUGAAGAUGAAGUUGAAGAAGUGGAAAAUGAAGAAGAUGAAGAAGAUGAAAAUGAUGAAAAUGAUGAAAAUGAAGUAAUUGAAGUGGUAGAAGAAGGAGAUGAACAUGAGCAUGAGCAGCAUGUACCACAAUUACACCAACAAAUGUGGAAAGAAGCGACAAAAGCACAGCCAAUCACGCUAACAAGCGUUACAGAAUUUCGGGCGGCAUCACAUAAUAAUGAAGUAUCUGCAUUUAUUGGAUUUGAAUUAAAAUUUUCACAACUUAAAACACUUUUGAUAUCGGGGUUUAAACUUUUUCCAGCGCGGAGAUACAGGGUUGGUGAAAACGAUAUGCAAAUUGAAAAGUUUAAAGAAAUUGGAAAUUUAUACAGUAAAGAGCUUUAA
This is a messenger RNA of Magnusiomyces paraingens, 1056 nucleotides long. RefSeq lists its product as uncharacterized. Bases 1 to 1056 code for a protein of 351 amino acids. The record is from RefSeq and is a predicted model, not a curated record. NCBI's taxonomy places the organism in Eukaryota, Fungi, Ascomycota, Dipodascomycetes, Dipodascales, Dipodascaceae. The transcript is spliced from 3 exons.